Molecule: messenger RNA, 1803 nt
Organism: Camellia sinensis
Lineage: Eukaryota; Viridiplantae; Streptophyta; Magnoliopsida; Ericales; Theaceae
Product: xyloglucan galactosyltransferase XLT2
Biological process (GO): xyloglucan biosynthetic process
Molecular function (GO): galactosyltransferase activity
Source: RefSeq, a predicted model, not a curated record
GCCGAUAGAAACCUCUCAAUCAAGUGCGGUGCCACUCACACUGUCCACAAUCAACGCCUCUCCCUCUCUCUUUUCUCCUCUUUUUCUUUUUCUUUUCUUCUCUCUCUCUCUCUCUCCCCGUCUCUUUCUUCGGAUUUUAAUGCUAAAAUGUUGCUUCCCAUUUUCGGCCAUUCACAAUCUGAAUUCGAAGCCAUAAAGAAACCCAAAACUCUGGAACUCAAACCCACAUUAAACUCUGCCCUAUCCAACAUUUCCCUACGCCACCGCACAUUCUUCUUCCUCGUCAUCCUCUUCCAAGUCUUCCUCGUUCUCUACAUCACCGGAGCUCCUCAUGUUUAUCUCUCUACCCAUCAAUUCUCGCCGGUCUUUCACGCCGGCGAUUGCGAGUCCCGUAAAAUCUACGUAUACGACCUCCCGCCAAUGUUUAAUUCAGAUCUCAAGAACAAUUGCAAUAGCUUAGAUCCGUGGCAUUCGAAAUGUGACGCGAAUUUGAAUGAUGGGUUGGGUCCGCAAGCCACCCAGCUCGCCGGAAUCGUACCGGAGAGUAUUCUUCCGGCGUGGUAUUGGACCGACCAUUAUUGGGGAGAGGUUGUGUUUCAUAAUCGGAUGCUGAACUAUAAAUGUCGGACUCUGGAGCCUGAAUCAGCUACGGCGUUCUAUAUUCCUUUCUACGUGGGACUCGCGGUGGGGAACUAUCUGUGGGGGAAUCAUACGGCGAAAGAUAGGGAUAGGCAUAGUGAGUUGAUGUUGAAGUGGGUCCAGGAACAAAAAUGGUGGAAGAGAUCAAACGGGUCUGAUCACAUCAUCAUGCUAGGGAGGUUGACUUGGGAUUUCCGGCGUUGGAUCGACCCCAAAUCGAACGGUGAUUGGGGGUCCAGCUUACUCCACAUGCCGGCAAUGAAGAAUGUAAUUCAUCUCUCCGUCGAGAAAAGCAUUUGGGACCACCUAGAAGUCGCUGUACCUUACCCCACCAUAUUCCACCCCCGGUCCGACUCCGACGUCAUCGAAUGGCAAAGCUUCGUCCGGACCCGAACCCGGUCCAGCCUCUUCUCAUUCGUCGGCGGCGCUCGCCAAUCCAUCAAGCACGAUUUCCGAGGCCUUUUACAGACCCAGUGCCGCCGCGCCUCCCCCGUUUGUCGCCACGUGGACUGCGCUCGGGAAAACUGUCUCGACGGCACGACGGCGAUCAUGGAAGCGUUCCUCGACUCCGACUUCUGUCUCCAGCCGAGAGGCGAUGGCUACACUCGGAGGUCGGUUUUCGACUGCAUGAUGGCCGGUUCGAUCCCGGUUUUUUUCUGGCGGAGGACCGCUUAUAUACAGUACGAAUGGUUCGUCCCUCCCGAGCCGGAGAACUAUUCGGUGUUCAUACCUCGGAAAGAUGUGAGGAACGGAACGUCGAUAAGAGGUGUGCUUGAGAAGUAUAGCAGAGAGGAGGUGAAGAGGAUGAGAGAGAAAGUGAUAGAAUAUAUACCCAACUUCGUGUACGCAAAGCCGAGUCAGGGGUUGGAGAAAACGAGAGAUGCUUUCGAUAUCGCCAUUGAUGGGGUGUUGAGCAAGUUCAAGGAUCACAUCAACAGAGGGAGGCUUGGGAAUGGGAAAGAAAGACAAACCAUGUAAACAAUUCUUGCCAAUAAAGAAACACACUCUUUUUUUUUUUAUAACUUUAUUUGUCGUAGAUUAAUUUAUGUGUUGUAUAUACUUUUCCAUUCUCUAAUUUAUGUGUUGUAUUUUAUUAAUUGAAUAUUUUCACUUUUGACUAGGGUUACUGAUAAAACUUUGAAUAAAAAAAGCAUUCUUUUCUUA